Messenger RNA from Plenodomus lingam JN3, 3138 nucleotides. NCBI's taxonomy places the organism in Eukaryota, Fungi, Ascomycota, Dothideomycetes, Pleosporales, Leptosphaeriaceae. The record is from RefSeq and is a predicted model, not a curated record.
AUGUUGCGCAACACUAUGCGCCAGUGCUCGCGGAAGCUGCAGAGCUAUCCAGCGAGGAGCCUAUCCACAUUGGCUGCAGCGCCCUCGAGAACAGCCAUCACCAGCUGUCGCAGGCCACUUGCGCUUGCACCGCGCCGCCACUAUGCCAUUGCUGCCGAGGACACCAACAAAGGCGUUGACCCCAACGACUCCUUCUUGCAGGGCAACACUGCCAACUAUGUCGAUGCCAUGUACAUGCAGUGGAAGCACGACCCCUCCAGCGUGCACAUCUCAUGGCAGGUCUACUUCCGAAACAUGGAGUCGGGCGACAUGCCCGUCUCCCAAGCCUUCCAACCGCCGCCGACCAUCGUUCCCACCCCAGAGGGCGGUGCCCCCGACUUCAAGCCAGGCAUGGGCAUGGCCUCAGCCGAGGGAUCCGAUGUCAUGAACCAUCUCAAGGUCCAGCUGCUUGUGCGCGCCUACCAGGCCCGCGGCCACCACAAAGCAAAAAUCGAUCCGUUGGGCAUCCGCUCAGAGGCGGAGCAGUUCGGAUACAGCAAGCCGCGCGAGCUUGAGCUCUCCCACUACAACUUCACUGAGAAGGAUCUGGACCAUGAAAUUGAGCUCGGCCCAGGCAUCUUGCCUCGCUUCAAGACGGAGAGCCGUAAGAAGAUGACGCUGAGGGAAAUCAUUGAUGCCUGUGAGCGGCUGUACUGUGGCUCCUAUGGAAUCGAGUACAUCCACAUUCCGGACAGGGAGCAAUGCGACUGGCUCCGUGAGCGCAUCGAGGUCCCCACGCCUUUCAAGUACUCGGUCGACGAGAAGCGCCGCAUCCUGGAUCGUCUCAUCUGGGGUACCAACUUUGAGGCCUUCUUGGCCACCAAAUAUCCCAACGACAAGCGCUUCGGUCUCGAGGGGGGAGAAAGUUUGAUUCCUGGUAUGAAGGCUCUAAUUGACCGCAGUGUCGAUUACGGCGUCAAGGAUAUUGUCAUUGGCAUGCCCCAUCGUGGACGUCUCAAUGUGCUCUCCAACGUCGUUAGGAAACCCAACGAGUCCAUCUUCAGCGAAUUUGCCGGAACCGCUGAGGCGGGAGAUGAGGGCUCUGGUGAUGUCAAGUAUCACUUGGGUAUGAACUUCGAGCGACCUACACCUUCUGGCAAGCGUGUGCAGCUCUCCCUGGUCGCCAACCCCUCUCAUCUUGAAGCCGAGGACCCCGUGGUGCUUGGAAAGACCCGCGCUAUCCUGCACUACAACAACGAUGAAAAGGAAGCUGUCAGUGCUAUGGGCGUUUUGCUCCACGGUGACGCAGCUUUCGCUGGCCAGGGCAUUGUGUACGAGACCAUGGGCUUCCACCAGCUUCCCCAAUACCACACUGGCGGAACGAUUCACAUCAUCGUCAACAACCAGAUUGGUUUCACCACUGACCCCAGAUUCUCUCGUUCGACGCCUUACUGUUCCGAUAUCGCCAAGGCUAUUGAUGCACCCGUCUUCCACGUGAAUGGUGAUGAUGUUGAGGCUCUCAACUUUGUCUGCCAGCUUGCUGCCGAUUUCCGUGCCCAAUUUAAAAAGGACGUGGUUAUUGACAUGGUUUGCUAUCGUAAGCAGGGACACAAUGAGACGGAUCAACCCUUCUUCACCCAGCCCCUGAUGUACAAGAAGAUCGCACAACAACCGCAGACCCUGGACAUUUACACCCAGAAGCUCCUCGAGGAGAAGACCUUUACCAAGGAGGAUAUCGAUGAGCACAAGGCCUGGGUAUGGGGCAUGCUCGACGAAAGCUUCAACCGCAGCAAGGACUACACACCUACCGCAAAGGAAUGGCUCACAUCAGCAUGGAAUGGUUUCAAGUCGCCCAAGGAGCUUGCCACUGAAGUUUUACCGCAUUUACCAACCGCAAUCGAGGAGUCGCAACUGAAGCACAUCGCCGAGAAAAUUGGGAGUGCGCCAGAGGGCUUCAAUGUGCACAAGAACCUGAAGCGUAUUUUGGCUGGCCGCACCAAGACUGUUGUGGAAGGCCAGAACAUCGAUAUGGCUACCGCGGAAGCAUUGGCUUUUGGAUCUCUCUGUAUGGAGGGCCACCACGUUCGUGUGUCCGGCCAAGAUGUCGAGCGGGGAACUUUCUCACAACGUCACGCUGUUCUCCACGACCAGGAGAAUGAGCAAACGUACACCCCACUGCAAAAUCUCACUGAAGAUCAAGCGACCUUUACUAUUUCCAACUCGUCGCUCAGUGAAUAUGGCGUUCUCGGCUUUGAAUAUGGUUACUCCUUGUCUUCGCCCAACGCACUCGUCAUGUGGGAAGCCCAGUUUGGCGAUUUCGCCAACACUGCACAGGUCAUCAUUGAUCAGUUCAUUGCGUCUGGGGAAGUCAAAUGGCUUCAGCGAUCAGGUCUUGUUAUGAGCUUGCCUCACGGUUAUGACGGCCAGGGUCCAGAGCACUCGUCUGCACGUAUGGAGCGCUACCUACAGCUCGUCAACGAAGAUCCCCGUAUCUUCCCAUCUGCGGACAAGCUCGACCGUCAGCACCAGGACUGCAACAUUCAGAUUGCCUACACGACCAAGCCUUCGAACCUGUUCCAUCUCCUCCGUCGUCAGAUGAACCGUCAGUUCCGCAAACCUCUCAUUCUGUUCUUCUCCAAGUCCCUACUUCGUCACCCUAUCGCGCGUUCCAACCUUGAGGAGUUCACUGGCGAUUCGCACUUCCAAUGGAUCAUUGAAGACCCAGCGCAUGCGAGCGGCGAGAUUGAGUCGCAUGAGGGUAUCAACCGUGUUAUCCUCUGUACCGGUCAGGUAUAUGCUGCGCUUGUCAAGGAGCGUGAGGCUCGUGGACUCAAGGACGUUGCCAUUACCCGGCUUGAGCAGCUCAACCCCUUCCCAUGGCAACAGCUGAAGGAGAACCUCGACUCGUACCCCAACGCACAAAACAUCAUCUGGUGUCAAGAAGAGCCUCUCAAUGCGGGUGCCUGGAGUUUCACGCAGCCAAGAAUUGAGACUCUACUGAACGAGACCGAGUACCACAACAGGAGGCACGUCAUGUUUGCAGGACGCAACCCCAGCGCAUCGGUCGCCACUGGUUUGAAGAACUCGCACAAGAAGGAGGAGAAAGAUCUGCUCGAGAUGGCUUUCUCCGUCAAGCAGGAUAAGCUCAAGGGCGAGUAA